AUGAGGAAGUCUGGAGUGACGGAGAGGUAUGUUCAAGUGGUGCAGGACAUGGAUGAGGACUGGAAGACAGGGAGAAAUUCCUGUCCUCCCGAGCCCAUAGAAGGGGGCUCUCUUUAUGGCCUCCUCGGAAAGGCGUUUGUAGACACAAACGCUGUCGCACAAAAGGAGGGCGGCGGUGUGAAGGAGCGCCUGGUUCAGCUGCAGCGCUGCAUGCUUUCUCUCCAGGAGUCGGGGGGAGUCCGGACAAGCCAAGAUGGCGACUCACUGGGGGCCAUCCUGGCCCUAAUGGCGGCCGUGCUGACAGAGUGUGACCUCCGCUGUCACAGCCAGGCCCUGGGGGCCAUGGCUAAGCGACUGGGAAGUGCAGCCGUGGGUCGAGAAGGGGAGAAAGACCUCCUUCUAUUCCUCAAGAGCAUCACACAUCAUCCUCCCACAGUUGCACCGUUGGAAAGGUUGCAUCCUCAGGACUGUGCAGAGAUUUACAGACUGGGGAUCAAAGAGAACGGUAUCUACACCAUCCAGCCGGACCUGCAGGGACCAGCAGUGGAGGCUAAAUGUGACAUGGUGACGACGGGGGGCGGGUGGACAGUGAUCCAGAACCGCCAGGACGGCUCAGUGGACUUCAACAGGACGUGGCGGGAAUACCGGGAGGGCUUUGGCAAUCCGCAGGGAGACCAUUGGCUGGGCAACGCCGCGCUGCACGCACUGACCUCCGCCUCCCAGCACCAGCUCCGUGUGGAGUUGGACGACUGGCACCAGCAGAGGCGUCACGCCACCUACGACAACUUCAAAGUAGCCGCAGAGGCACAGAGGUACCGUCUGACAGCUCGCGAGUACUCCGGUGAUGCAGGCAACGCACUGAGCUACAGCAAACGUUACAACCAUGACGGCCGAUCCUUCAGCACCAUGGACCGAGAUCACGACCGUUACGCUGCUGGAAGCUGUGGUCAGUACUACGGUGCAGGCUGGUGGUUUGAUGCCUGCCUGGCCGCCAACCUGAACGGGCGCUACCACCGGGGGCGCUACAGCGGGGUGACCAACGGUAUCUACUGGGGGACGUGGUACAUCCUGACUGACGGGCGAACCGGUGAACGCUACUCCUUCAAGAGAGUGGAGAUGAAGAUAAGGCCACUGAGCUUUGCUGGCUCCUCUUGAAGAUCAGGGAAGGUGAACAUGAGAAGACAAUCAUUUUGUGUGGUUAGCAGUCAUCCUCAA
Molecule: messenger RNA, 1215 nt
Organism: Doryrhamphus excisus (bluestripe pipefish)
Lineage: Eukaryota; Metazoa; Chordata; Actinopteri; Syngnathiformes; Syngnathidae
Source: RefSeq, a predicted model, not a curated record